Miscanthus lutarioriparius is the source of this 216-nucleotide messenger RNA. The record is from the annotation of a GenBank genome assembly. NCBI's taxonomy places the organism in Eukaryota, Viridiplantae, Streptophyta, Magnoliopsida, Poales, Poaceae.
AUGCCGUUCCAGAUGUUCGCGUACAGGGUCAUGGAGACGGAGAAGACCGCCGCCGGCACGCACGCCAGCAAAGACAGGGCCACGGACUCCAGCAGCGAGGAGAACAUGCUGUGUGGCAACGAGAACAGGGUCGGGGCAAGCACACCGGACGACGACGCGUCCACCAUGUCGAGCGGCACCGUGAGGUUGCGCUCGAACAACACCAUGAGGAUUUAG